AUGGGCCUCGUUACAGCCCAUCUUAUCAAAGGCGUUGCUGCAGGCAUUGGGCUAGCAUCGGAAGGCAUUGCCGCCCGAAAGGCUAAAAAGGCACAGCAGGCUCGAGAGGAUGCAUGCGCAUACAACUCGACGAAUACAUCCAGUGAUACUGUUAUAUACCCCCAAACACAACCAACAGAAACACAAUUCGAGUUAGACUCGCAUGAGAUAUUGGAAUUAGAUGCGAAUCAAACAGUUCCGAUCGCCGAACUUGAAGCACCCGGACAGGUGGACACACAUCGGCUCGCGGAGCUCCAAGCUAGUCGAGCGUUCCACCCGUCAGUACACAAUCAGGGAAGCGAGACAACACUGGUACCGGAAAGCGAGAGGAUAGAUGAAACAGCAUUGGCAACAAGUUUUGCAAGCCAAUACCCUAUACCCGCGGAAUGCACUUUGCCAGAAGUCGUCUGUCGGUUACCCGCACCGGUGCUUCUCCCUCAGCGUAGACCUAAGAAUCGCGACCGUGGGUUUGUUCGAGCAUAUGCCCCCGAUCUUGAUCCUUGUGGUGUCGAUCAGAAGAUGUUCAUCGAUUUCCUGAACACCGCCGAGAAAGGGUGCCGAGCCCACCGCUGGUUGCAAGCCAUCAACUUGGCAGCUAUCGCUGGACACGCUAUCCCAUCAGCUUUUUCUAUUGUCGUGGGAAUUGCCAUUCAUCAGAUUGCAAACUUGUCAAUUGCGGCGGAUGGUCGUCGAAGGACAAACAACUUCUUUGACCAGGCCAACGAAGAAUUCUUCAAACCACGAGGAUUAUACUGUCUCGUCAUGACUUGGUAUCCGGAAAACCCAGAUGUCCCCGCGAUGACAAUGGAUCUCCAGUCCACUAUCGCAAAAGCGACCCAGGGAAAUGACUCUACUGUGCUUGGAUCCAACGUUUUAGGCAAUCUGCGACACAAGUUCAAAACAUCUAAUGGAAAGACAUACGGAAAUGUGUUCCCAGAAGUUGCACAACUAGUCUUCCCCAGUCCAGAAGAGAUUGGCGACCAGCCAGAUCUCGAAGCCAAGUUUGCUAAGGCGAAAAAGAAAAGAGAUUUUAUCCAAAACUAUUUGGACAAGCGAGCCCAAGCUUCUUUUGAAGCGGAGAACCCGAAUAGCUAUUUGAAUCAACGACCCAAGCCAACUUUUGCAUCACGUUAUGCCGAUCCUAAUCACCCAGCUUGCAGUGGUGACCUUUUUGCACUUCUUACCGGUGGAGUUAUCUCCAGAGAUGAAGGUGAAAAUGACAGUAUUGUUCAUAAAGCGAUCCAAGCGGGCUCCAAAAUGCUAGAAUCAAAGGCAUUGUACCUUGCGAUCGUCAAUAUGCCAUCGGAAUCUGAAUUGCGAGAGGCACGAGCCACAUUGAGCUUAUAA
Messenger RNA from Penicillium angulare, 1386 nucleotides. RefSeq lists its product as uncharacterized. NCBI's taxonomy places the organism in Eukaryota, Fungi, Ascomycota, Eurotiomycetes, Eurotiales, Aspergillaceae. Bases 1 to 1386 code for a protein of 461 amino acids. The transcript is spliced from 4 exons. The record is from RefSeq and is a predicted model, not a curated record.